Messenger RNA from Insectozyma verbasci, 1731 nucleotides. The record is from the annotation of a GenBank genome assembly. Lineage: Eukaryota; Fungi; Ascomycota; Pichiomycetes; Serinales; Debaryomycetaceae.
AUGAUUACUUCAAAAUUAUUCCACUCCUUAUUAACUAAAGAUCCACUUGAUACUUAUGAAGAUUCAGAAAAAUAUACAAAAGAUUGGUUACCUAAAGUUGAAAAAUAUAGACAAGAUUUACAAAAUGCCAUUCCAAAAGAUUUAACUGUUGAGUUACCGAAACCAAUUGAUGAAUUAAUUAGUGAACAAUUUAAUGCAGUUGAUUAUUUAUAUUCUGCUAAAUUAUUAUCACCAAAAGAAUUCGAAAUUACAGAUACUCCAGCUUAUAAAUUAGUUGAAAAAAUGUCAAAAGGUGAAUUAACUGCUGUUGAAGUAUUUAAAGCUUUUGCACAUAGAGCUAUCAUUGCCCAACAGUUUACAAAUUGUGCCAUGGAUAUAUUUAUCGACGAAGGUUUAAAACAAGCUGAAGAAAGAGAUGCUUGUUUCAAAGAAAAUGGUAAAUUAGUUGGUCCUUUACAUGGUAUCCCAAUUUCCCUUAAAGAACAAAUGAAUUAUAGAAACAAAAUCACUCAUGGUGGUUAUGUAUCAAUGCUUGAUCAUAUUCCAGAAGAACAUGGUACUACAAAUCAAGUUUUAGAAAAUCUUGGUGCUGUAUUUUAUAUCAGAACUACUCAACCUCAAACUUUAAUGCAUUUAGAUUCAAAUAAUAACUUUACUGGACUUACCAAAUGUCCGUUCAAUUUAUUAUUAUCUUCUGGUGGAUCAUCAUCUGGUGAAGGUGCAAUUACAGCUUUUGGUGGUUCUGCAAUUGGUGUUGGAUCCGAUAUUGGUGGUUCAAUUAGAGCACCAGCAGCAUAUUCAGGAAGUCAUGGUUUUAGACCAACAACUCGUAGAAUUGCUGGUUCUGGUGGUAUUUCCAGUGGUGCUGGACAAGAAUCAGUACCUGCUGUAUUAGGACCAUUAGGUAGAUCAAUUGAUGAUAUCGAAUAUUGGAUGAAAAGUUAUAUAAAUGAAGGUAAACCAUGGGAAUUAGAUGCUUGGUCAUUGCCAAUGAAAUGGAGAGAUGUUGAAAAACCAAAUCCAAAAGAUUUAACAAUUGGAGUUACUUAUGAUGAUGGUUUAGUUAGAGUUACUCCACCAAUAAGAAGGGCACUUAAUGAAGUAGUUGAAAAAUUGAUAGCUGCAGGUGUUAAAGUUGUUGAAUUUACUCCACCUAAAGCAAAAUUAGCGUUUGAAACAGUUAAUAAAAUGUAUACCUGUGAUGGUAAUUAUAUGCAACGUAAGUUUUUAGCAGAUUCAGGUGAACCAUUGACAAAAUUAACUAAAUGGAAUUUGAAUUAUGGUGAUGGUGCAAAACAUUACACUGUAAAGGAGAAUAGAGAAUUGAAUGUGAUUAGGGAUAAUUUAAGAACAGAAUAUACUAAAUUCUUAGUUAAGAAUAAAAUUGAUUUUAUAAUUAGUCCAACUUAUAGUAAUGUUGCUCCUCAUUCCGAAGAAGUUUAUAAUUGGUCAUACACUGCAUUAUAUAAUAUUUUAGAUUUCCCAACUUUAGCUUUCCAAACUGGUGUUUUCCAAGAUCCAAAUGUUGAUAAAUGGACUGAAGAAGAUUUAAAAUACAAAUUUAGAUCAGAUUUAGAAAAAUUGGAAAAUGAAAAUUAUAAACCAGAUGAAUUUAUUGGUGCUCCAGUUGGUUUACAAUUAACUGGUAGAAGAUAUUUUGAUGAAGAAGUUAUUGCUGCUGGUAAAUUGAUUGUUAAUGAUAUACUUAAAGUAGAUUUAUACAAACAUUAA